Messenger RNA from Pseudogymnoascus verrucosus, 1581 nucleotides. RefSeq lists its product as uncharacterized. Lineage: Eukaryota; Fungi; Ascomycota; Leotiomycetes; Thelebolales; Thelebolaceae. Bases 101 to 1378 code for a protein of 425 amino acids. The record is from RefSeq and is a predicted model, not a curated record. The transcript has 2 exons.
CGUGCAGGCACCCGGGGAAACAUCUUCCAACAACCCCCACGAACACCGAAUACCGACAUUUAUCGAAGCUAGCUUCCCCCACAAUGGGAUUGCAGGACCCAUGCAUCUCGGCUCUUUCCGACGACGUGCGCGCCUGCGCCGGACCUGGCUGCGGCUGGCCAUCCUCAUAGCUGUUGUGGCACUGUACGUGGACUACGUGAGAUUGGUUGUUGUCAACUACCCGCUUUCGCGGGUAUCACCCUCGGCAGCGUCUAAGGAUGGCUCUGGGUCGAAGAAGGAACGAUUUUUCAUUGCGAGCAUGCAUUGGAAUAACGAGCAAAUCAUACGAUCACACUGGAGCUCAGCGGUGUUGGAUCUGGUGAAGCACUUUGGCGCGGAAAAUGUUUAUAUAUCCGUCGCGGAGAGUGGAAGUUGGGAUAAUACGAAGGGCGCCCUGAGAGAUCUUGACGCUGAGCUGGGGAAGCUGGGUGUGGAGAGGAACAUCGAGCUGAAGGACAUCACGCAUAAAGAUGAGAUUGAGCGUACACCGGGCCCCGACGAAGCAGGGUGGAUACAGACGAGCAGAGGGAAGAAGGAGUUGCGGCGGAUACCAUACUUGGCUGAGAUACGGAAUAAUGUGAUGGCGAAGCUGCAGGAUCUUGCUGAGGGGAAAGAUGGGCGAGAGCCCAGAGAGUUUGACAAGGUUAUAUGGCUGAACGAUGUAGUCUUCACGACCGAAGACGUUACGACUUUGAUUGCGACCCGAGACGGCGACUACGCAGCAGCUUGCUCGAUGGACUUCUCCAAACCACCCCAAUUCUACGACACCUUUGCCCUCCGCGAUGUCUCAGGAGAAGAAGCGGCCACCCAGACGUGGCCCUUCUUCCUCGCUAGAGCGUCACGAAAUGCUAUGAUCACGAAUACCCCAGUACCUGUGAAAUCGUGCUGGAAUGGCAUUGUGAUCUUCCAGGCAGAACCAUUCUACGGAAACAAAGCACUAAGCUUCCGAGGAAUACCAGAUAGUCUCGCCCUUCGCCAUCUGGAAGGGUCCGAAUGCUGCCUCAUCCACGCGGAUAACCGGCUCACUCGGCUCCAUGGCGUCUGGCUCAAUCCGAACGUGAGGGUCUCAUACAAUCCCGAAUCCGACAAGAUCGUACGCGCAGAAACUGGGCUUUGGCCGACAAAGAAGGAGAAGUUUGUGGGAAUAUGGAUGAAUAGAUUUGCUCGGUUGGUGGGGAUUAUACCGCGGUACAUACAAGAAUAUAGGGUGGGCAAGAGGAUGAAGUUAUGGGGAUACGAGACACGGGACGAGGCGCACGGGGAAAUCCCGGGAGCGUGGUCGCACUGCUUGAUAAACGAGAUGCAGGUCUUGGUGCAGAAUGGAUGGAAGCACUUGUAAUGUAUGGAAUGCUGGGCUAUGAACUAGGUGGUAUUGUCUCGGAUUCUGGUGCACAAUGGGUUGAAGCACUUGUAGAUAUAUUUGCGGAUAUGAGCUGCCAAGCUAUCAAGCAAACGAUAAUUGCCUCGGAUUUCUUGUGCACAACGGAUUAAAGCAGUUGUACGUAUAUUAUGUAGCAUGAAAUGAAUAUUGAAUCUUCGGCC